GCCUUCUGCAGCUCAUCGCUUCUAGGCAGUCCCCUGUGUACGCAGGGAAUCCCUGUGCAGUGAUCUCUCGUGAACAUCGAAGGCAGGACUUGGGGAUGUGAUCCUGCAAAUAAGUCUGCCGGUUAAGUCGUAUUUUCUGACAUUUGAAGAGCAAACAGCACCAUGUCUUCAUGAAUUGAAUUGCAAAACCACAGGAAGUGUGGCAGCCCUCCCUACCUCCAGCUUCCUUCCUUACUGUGACGUUCUUCUCGGGACCUUUGGUUUCAUCCCCUCUGGGUGUGCAGUGGCCUGCCUUGGCAUCAGAGCAGAGGAAGCAGUUUGUGCAUCAGGGAGAGCCAUGGCCUUGAGCUUGUAUGUCUUUCACCUCUUCUAUAAGUUCAAAGUGUUGGUGCUUGUCACUUUGUGUUUGAUGGUGCUGUGGGCCACAUUCAGUUACUUUGUGGACUCCAGACAGGACAUUUCUAAAGCUAAGAGCAUGGUGGAGGAUUUCAGAAAGGUAACUAGCCUGGAGGACAGUCAAAAGGAAGAGAAGAUCGAAUCAAUUGCGACAGUUCCCACGGUGAAGUCAUUUCAGGGUCACUGCCCAGCUCUGUCUCCGUACCUGCGAGGUGCCAGCAAACUCACCUUCAAAGCAUCUCUCACACUAGAAGAAGUGCAAAAGAAGAACCCUCAGGUAGCCGAGGGCCGGUAUCACCCUACGGAGUGCUCAGCAUUGCAGCGUGUGGCCAUCCUCGUCCCACACCGCAAUCGAGAGAAGCAUCUGCUGUACCUCCUGGAGCACCUCCACCCCUUCCUACAAAGGCAGCAGCUGGACUACGGCAUCUACGUUAUUCACCAGGCUGGCAGCACCAAAUUUAAUCGAGCUAAACUGCUGAAUGUAGGAUACCUAGAGGCCCUAAAAGAAGCGAACUGGGACUGUUUCAUUUUCCAUGAUGUGGAUCUGGUGCCAGAAAAUGACUUUAACAUUUACAUGUGUGACAGACAACCAAAGCACCUGGUAGUUGGCAGGAACAAUACUGGAUACAGGUUACGGUACCAGGGAUAUUUUGGAGGUGUAACUGCUCUAACAAGAGAUCAGUUUUCCAAGGUGAAUGGAUUCUCUAACAACUACUGGGGUUGGGGUGGAGAAGAUGAUGACCUUCGAAUCAGGGUUGAGAUGCAGAAGAUGAGAGUGGUGAGGCCGUCUGCUGAUGUAGCCAGGUACACGAUGAUCUUCCACAAACGAGACCAUGGUAAUGAGGAGAAUGGAGAGAGAAUGAAGCUUCUACGUCAGGUAUCUAGAACGUGGAAGACAGAUGGGCUGAACUCUUGUUCGUAUAAACUGCUCUCAGUGGAACAUAACCCUUUAUAUGUCAACAUCACAGUGGAUUUCAGCAUGCAGCCCAAGAUCUCAUAAGGGCGAGCACCACACAAGUUAUAGGAGAUGGCAACAGAUCUUGUUUGUGGCUGCUGUUAUAGCAGAUGACUCCUGGCACUCGGCUUGAAAGAGCGCUUCAGUAGCACAGAAGAAAGUUUUCCUUCACAGCAUCUAAUUGAUUGGUUGAGAAUUUCCUUUUGUGAGGACUGGAGAUAGGGAGUGACCUGAGUGACAGGUCCUCGUGUUCUUCUAUGCACUUUCCGCUGGGACAUUUGCAGAAGUGUCCUUGUUUGGGCUGGUCCAGUGGAAGGACUUGAACUAAGUCUCCUGAAAAAAAAAUCUGUUCUUGCAACUAUUCCUAAACUUCUUCUUUGUUGUAGGGGGAAGGCUGCCUAGCACUACCAACACUGCUGUGACUUCAAAAGGAACAGGCCAGUCUUUUCUCAUUAAAAGCAUGAGAAUUCUUCACCAACUACAAACUUGCUGAGAAAAGCUUAUUUUUUCCAGCCUGAGGAAAAACUGCUUAUGUGUGAGGAAGGGCAAUAAUGGUAAUGGGUGAGAUGUUAAAAAUCUCUCAGUGAAUACACUCCAUUGAAUUCAAAAGGCUUCUCUUGUUCUUCAAUGGUAGUGGGUGAGGAGAUGUUAAAAAUCUCUCAAUAAAUACACUCCAUUGAAUUCAAAAGGCUUCUCUUGUCCUUCAUGAGCUCAGCUCACCCUGCCAUGGGACUGCUGAAGUGUCCUGUGGCAAAAUGAAAGUCUCGGUUGUGCGGUAGGCUGCG
Messenger RNA from Gymnogyps californianus (California condor), 2136 nucleotides. RefSeq names its product beta-1,4-galactosyltransferase 4 (gene B4GALT4). Bases 338 to 1396 code for a protein of 352 amino acids. The transcript is spliced from 7 exons. Gene Ontology annotation, molecular function: glycosyltransferase activity. NCBI's taxonomy places the organism in Eukaryota, Metazoa, Chordata, Aves, Accipitriformes, Cathartidae. The record is from RefSeq and is a predicted model, not a curated record. Gene Ontology annotation, biological process: carbohydrate metabolic process.